Molecule: messenger RNA, 1308 nt
Organism: Fusarium fujikuroi IMI 58289
Lineage: Eukaryota; Fungi; Ascomycota; Sordariomycetes; Hypocreales; Nectriaceae
Product: probable ubiquitin-activating enzyme
Exons: 5
Coding region: 1-1308 (435 amino acids)
Biological process (GO): protein neddylation
Cellular component (GO): cytoplasm; nucleus
Molecular function (GO): NEDD8 activating enzyme activity
Source: RefSeq, a predicted model, not a curated record
AUGGCUAGUGUGGCUCAGGAAGCUGUCGGCGGCUACGAAGACGCGCGAUGGAAAUACCUCGACCAAGUCCGCCGUAACGCAGGACCAUACACCGAUCCCGAUGCUACUGCACCGGAGUUUCUGGCGCAGUUUGAAACGUUCAAAGUUCUCGUCAUCGGCGCAGGAGGCCUAGGAUGUGAAAUUCUGAAAAAUCUUGCCAUGUCGAGAUUCAGGAACAUUCACGUAAUAGACAUGGAUACCAUUGAUAUUUCCAACCUCAACCGCCAGUUCUUAUUCCGAAAAGAUGAUGUUGGCAAAUACAAAGCAGAGGUAGCCGCUGCUUUCGUCCAAAAGAGAGUCAAGGGCGUCUCCAUCACAGCCCACAACAACCGUAUCCAGGACUUUGACGAGGAGUUUUACAAGCAGUUCCAGCUUGUAAUUUGCGGGCUAGACAGCAUCGAGGCCCGCCGCUGGAUCAACGCCAUGCUUGUUUCUAUUGCCGAAGACGCUGAAGACCCUGAUGCGAUAAAGCCCCUCAUUGAUGGUGGCACUGAAGGUUUCAAGGGACAGGCGCGAGUCAUCCUCCCAUCCAUGACAUCCUGUAUCGAGUGCCAGCUGGAUAUGCACGCCCCGCGCGCCGCUGUCCCUCUGUGUACUAUCGCCUCAAUCCCACGACAACCCGAGCACUGCAUUGAAUGGGCUCACGUCAUUGCUUGGGAGCAAGAAAAGCCAUUCCCGAAGCUUGACAAGGAUGACCCAGAGCAUGUAACCUGGCUGUUCCAGAAAGCGCUUACUCGUGCGGAAGAAUUUGGCAUCCCUGGUGUCACUUAUUCGUUAACGCAAGGAACCAUCAAGAACAUCAUUCCGGCGAUCGCAUCUACCAAUGCUAUCAUCGCCGCUGCAUGCUGCAACGAAGCUUUUAAAAUCGCGACAACCUCCGCCCCCUGUCUUGGAUUCGACACAAACUACAUGAUGUACUCUGGCAAUGACAGCAUCUACACAUACACCUUCAAGCAUGAGAGGAAGGACGACUGCCCUGUCUGUGGACGCCAGGCUCGCCCUCUUGAAGUCAAUCCCAAGUCCACUCUGCAGGAGUUAAUCGACUCAUUCGCGAUUCGCCCCGAAGCGCAAUUAAAGAAGCCAUCGAUCCGUGCUGAAGGAAAGACUCUAUACAUGCAAUUCCCUCCAGGUUUGGAGGAGCAGACACGCCCGAACCUGAGUAAGACCCUCACAGAGCUUGGGCUCGAAGACGGACAGCAGGUGGUUGUCACCGAUCCUGCGUUCCCCCUUGAAUUCAACUUUUACUUCAAGUUCAAGACAAGUUCUUGA